This is a messenger RNA of Haliotis rubra (blacklip abalone), 575 nucleotides long. Its product is annotated as perlwapin. Bases 68 to 532 code for a protein of 154 amino acids. The record is from RefSeq and is a predicted model, not a curated record. Gene Ontology annotation, molecular function: peptidase inhibitor activity. Lineage: Eukaryota; Metazoa; Mollusca; Gastropoda; Lepetellida; Haliotidae. The transcript has 4 exons. Gene Ontology annotation, cellular component: extracellular region.
AGAUCAUGACACCUUGAACUCCCGAUACCUAUAUAAGCAAACUGCCUCCGACGCCGUCAUCAACAACAUGCAUCUCCUACUCUGCUUGGUUGUUUGCACUGCCGCUGUUCUGGGAACUGCCUCUGGAUAUGGGCCAAAUCUUCCAGGCUGUCCUCCUGGUGGCUACCCUCGUAUAUGUGCCCGGUACUGCUACAGCGACCGUGACUGUAAAGCUGGAUACUACUGCUGCAAUACAGGAUGCUUGAACAUAUGUGUCCCGAAACCCAAACCAGGGCUUUGUCCAGCGAUACCACCCGGUCCAUGUAAAGGCAAUGUGUGUAGCAACGACCAAGACUGCCCCGGAAACCAGAAGUGUUGUGGGAAGCCAAGAUGUAGGAGAUGCUACAGACCAGAGAAGCCUGGAUCCUGUCCACCGAGGAAGUAUGAUGCGGGGGUCUGCGUCGCCUACUGUGUUGGCGAUUUCGACUGCCCUGGGAACGAGAAGUGCUGUGGAAGCUGCCCGAGACUCUGUGAGAAACCAUGCUUUGACUGAAUGUAACGAUAGACAUGUCCGUCAAUAAAUAUUUUUCGCAUUA